Molecule: messenger RNA, 1652 nt
Organism: Bombyx mandarina (wild silkworm)
Lineage: Eukaryota; Metazoa; Arthropoda; Insecta; Lepidoptera; Bombycidae
Gene: Cpr73D
Product: Cuticular protein 73D
Cellular component (GO): chitin-based extracellular matrix
Molecular function (GO): structural constituent of chitin-based larval cuticle
Source: RefSeq, a predicted model, not a curated record
AAAAACGAACUUACAAGCUUUAACCGUGUCGAGAUAUGAAAUAAUAAAUUGAAAUUUAAAAGUGUUCAAUAUGUCGUGGAGUUCGGGCUGUGUUUAUUUCGUGUGUUUUUGUGCAUUGGUGAGGACUCAAGUGAUCCCAGGCAAGUCCAGAGCUAAUGACGGAGAUUAUAAUACAGUGAACACUGACGGAUCUUUUGAUUUCGGAUACGCAAACAAAGACAGAGGAUCGAGUUAUCACUUAGCACACGGGACGGCCAAUGGUGUCGUCGGAGGUCGAUUUGGUGGUAAAGAUCCCGCCACUGAUACUGUCAAAGAGACUAUAUACACAGCCGGACCGAGAGGAUUCCGUGCAAAAGGACCCAACGUACAUAGACAAUUAGAUCUCGAUCAACGACCUCGGGGUCCGAUCGGGAACAAAGAUGACCCCUUCUUCGAUCCCAAUGAAGAUCCCAGCUACGCUUUCAACUUUGACACCAGAACGUAUUCGAAGAAUGAAAACGCCGAUAGCCGGGGCGAUGUAAAAGGCCACUACUCGUACGUGGACGAUAUAGGAGAACGACACGAUGUAUCCUACAUUGCCGGUCGAGACACCGGCUUCCACGUAUCUUCAGCGCAUCCAGAUAACCCUGGAGUCAUAGGAUCGCCCUUCCAUAGAGCACCGUUGGUGAGAGGAGAAACAAAAGCUAGAGGUCGUACGGCUGUCCAAAGAGGAUUGGAUGGAUCAUACAGGUUCAUAUCAGCGGGCCCCGAUCAAAGGAGAACGGAAAGCAGUGACUCACAGGGUAACGUCAGAGGAUCCUACACGUUUUUGGACGAUAAAGGAGUGCAAAGGACGGUAAACUACAUAGCAGGUCCUGGAAUUGGUUACCGGAUAAUCAAGAACAACAAAGAUGCCAUCCCAUCCUAUUUCCCGACGUUACCUAGUCCAUACGACCCUACAUUCACGAAUGCUGCUCCUGGAGGAUAUUCUCCGCCCGCUGCUCCCGCUGGAGACUCUGAUAGUGAUGAUGUUUUCAAAGGACCAGAAGGGACUGCGGCAUCAGGACAUGUAAAGCCCCCACCGUUUCAAGUAAGCGAGAGCGAGAUACCCGAAGGCCCAGCGGGACCAAUCACAAGCGCUGAAACGGAUAACGCUCCUAACCUCCAAACGGACGGCGGUUAUAGUCAACCGGCUUUCAGUCAAUCUGGCAACGAAGAUCUAGGCUACGUAGACGAAGACGCAGGUUACGGUGGAAGCAAGCCGACGAAAGGACCAGGCAAGCCGGCGCGCCCUACCAACAAGCCUUAUAGGCCGCAGAAGAAACCUUACGUACCGCUAAAGCCUACCCAGACUACAUAUAUAGACGACAGCGAUUAUCCUGUAGAUACAGAUAAAAACCAACCUAGUUUCGGUGUAGGAUACAAUAUUGAUAGUCCGGUUCGACGCACGACUAUAAUUAGGAAUAUCGGGGACAGUUACUUUGAUAUUCCACCGGGCGUCUCUGUUAGGGCUCAUGUUCAGAGUAUAGAUUUGUAUCCUUUUGGUGCUAAGCCGGUAUCCCCAUCUGAAGCGUUGGAAAGCGAAAAAACAUAGGAUAUCUGUUUAUCUUAAUACAGGUCGCCAGUAUUCCACAAGUGUAAUGCAAUUUUUAUGCUAAUUUAUUUAAUAAACA